This is a messenger RNA of Metarhizium brunneum ARSEF 3297, 1233 nucleotides long. RefSeq names its product Protein kinase dsk1. Gene Ontology annotation, biological process: protein phosphorylation. Lineage: Eukaryota; Fungi; Ascomycota; Sordariomycetes; Hypocreales; Clavicipitaceae. Gene Ontology annotation, molecular function: protein kinase activity; ATP binding. The record is from RefSeq and is a predicted model, not a curated record.
AUGCCUCCGCAGGUUGGCGAACGCCCAAAGCCUGUUGUGGGUUCACCAAUAAGACGGUAUCCCCAACAUCCCUCGCGACUAUGGAAACGGCUAUAUUAUGAGGGGUGGCAAGACGAUCAUUUUCUCUUCGAGAAACUUGUUUACUAUCAACCGAACGGCCUUCACCCCAUCGAUCUUGGCGACGAGCUGCACGACCACCGAUUCCGCGUCAUUCAUAAGCUAGGCUAUGGGGGAUCAUCAACUGUAUGGCUCUGCCGUGACCAAAGUAAAGACAGACCAGUCUACGUGGCAGUCAAGAUCUUCCACGCGGGGUUCGCGGAAACCGAGUGCCGCGAACUACUCAUGUUCAAAGUUAAAGACGAAGGCAUUGAUCAUCAGGAACAUUACCUAUGUCUCCCCAAGGAGCGAUUUAUUAGCGAAAGCCCCAACGGAACGCAUCUCUGCCUAGUCUUCCCAGUACUCGGGCCUACAGUGGACAAGGCCGCCUCAAUCUUUGAAGAAGAGCAAAAUAGUAGUAGUAUUCUUCGCACAGUAUCUCGCAGCAUCAUUGAAGCUUUGGCUAUUCUACACCGUCGGGGCAUCUGCCAUGCAGAUUUCCGCCCGGCAAAUAUUCUUCUAGGGCUGCAGAGCCUCGACGGCCUGCCGGAAGAACAAGUACUUGCUCAACUUGGCGAGCCAGAGGAAGAAAUCAUCCAGAUCCGAGAGGAUUCUCUGCCGACUCCAGACAUUCCGUACGCGCCCAAGUACCUCGUUUACCCUGUUGACUUUCACGAUACCAGCCCAUCGUUUAUCCUGCCGCGGGCCGUGGUUAUCGACUUUGGUCAGGCUGUCGAAGCCGCGGCGGAGAAGGCACCGCCCGGCAUACCGGCCAACUACGCAGCACCAGAGGUGAUUCUGCAAGGUGGUGGCGGCCAAGAAAUGGAUCUAUGGUCUCUGGCUUGUACCCUGUACGAAGUCCGAGUCGGUAAACAGUUAUUCGAUGUACCUCAGCUGAUUGGAGUCGAUAAGGAAGACUACGAAGAGGAGAUUUCCACUGUCUUGGGGAAGCCCGGACAUGGUAGGUCUGACCGGGACAUGGCACGCGAGAUCGGCAAGAGGGCUUUUGGCGAUGACAUGACGCUGGAAAAGGAGCAGUGGGCGGAGAUGCUGGUGGGCUUGCUGAGGUACGAGCCGGAUGAAAGGUUCAAGGCGCAGGACCUGCUGAGCAACGCAUGGUUUGGGCUUGACUCCUAA